AUGGGUGAUAGACAAGGAGGAAAUUUAUUACUUAUUGAUUACAGAUUAGCUGAGAGACAAUUAGAUAAUAAACAAUUACAAAUUGGUGAGCAGAAAAUCAAUCGUGUAUUCUACUUAUAUGAAUAUCUCAUUCUAGCUGAAGAAACACGAAAAUUACUUCCACAGUUGUCCAAGGAAGAACGUGAAAUAUCUUUUAAACACGUCAGGAUUAUAUAUCAUACAAUUGCCGAUUAUAUGAGAACAUAUUUGCCAUUGAACAAUUCUUUUUUAUGUGAUGUACAAGCAUCAGACCACUCGCGUUGUGCUGAACCAAAUACAAUCGAUCCUGUUCUUCGUCUUGCCCGAGCAGUGCCUGGUCUACUGUCGUUGAAUGAAGUUGAUCUUUUACGUGAUAAAUGCUUAUCUUACUCAAUCGAGACAAUUGAUCAGUCAUGA
Didymodactylos carnosus is the source of this 435-nucleotide messenger RNA. Lineage: Eukaryota; Metazoa; Rotifera; Eurotatoria; Philodinida; Philodinidae. The record is from the annotation of a GenBank genome assembly.